GCUCCUAUUGGCUCCUACUUUGGCCAACGAAGUGCGAUGUUGUAUGCGGCACUCCUUUCCAUGUGGGAACUGGUAGCUACUACCUUACAACCAAAAAGAAACAUGCUUCGUCGAGAGGUGAGACUGAGGCGGGAGUACUUGUACAGGAAGGCACAAGAAGACAGGCUGCGAACAAUUGAAGAGAAGAAACAGAAGCUGAAGGGUGCUCUCGAUGAAAACUGUCUGCUUCCAACUGAGGUACGCAAAGAUGCACUGCAGCUCCAGAAACUUCUGGAGUAUGAUGAUGGUGGUGCAGAGGGUGUCAGCUCACAUAUGGAUGAUGAGUACAAAUGGGCUGGAGUUGAAGAUCCAAAAGUCCUUGUCACCACCUCCAGAGACCCGAGUUCGAGACUCAAAAUGUUUGCUAAGGAGGUAAAGUUGAUGUUUCCUGCAGCUCAACGCAUGAACAGGGGAAACCAUGAGAUUGCGACACUGGUGCGGGCCUGCAAAGCCAACAACGUGACUGACCUUGUCAUCAUUCAUGAAACCAGAGGACAGCCAGAUGGCCUCGUGGUGUGCCACCUGCCAUUUGGACCCACAGCUUAUUUCACGCUUUAUAAUGUGGUAAUGAGGCACGAUGUCCCAGACAUAGGCACCAUGUCUGAGGCCUACCCCCAUCUCAUCUUUCACAACUUCACCUCACGGCUUGGCAAGCGGGUAUCCAAUAUCCUCAAGUAUCUUUUUCCAGUGCCCAAAGAGGACAGUAGGCGUGUAAUCACAUUUGCCAACCAAGAGGACUUCAUCUCUUUCAGACAUCACACCUACAAAAAAACAGACCACAAGAACAUAGAACUGACAGAAGUGGGGCCCAGAUUUGAAAUGAAAUUAUAUAUGAUCAAGCUGGGCACCCUGGAAAAUGAGGACACAGCAGAUGUUGAGUGGCGACACCACGCAUAUACACACACGUCCAAGAAAAGAAGAUUUCUGAGUGUUCAAUAGGUUCAUAAAUCUUGACUAUAAUCGAACUUUUGGACUUGUGUAUAGAAUGAUUGGAUUUUUUUUUUGUCAGAUGUUUCAUUGGUGAGCUACCAUAAAAGCAAUAUAGUUUUCAUAUGUCCACUGUAGAUGUCAGUAUUUGUCAAGCGAUGAUAUCGGUGUGGACGCACAUCUCUGUUGCACAUAUAAUUCGGUAAAUGUGUUUUUUUUUUUUAAAUAAAAUGCCUCGUCUUGUUUG
Molecule: messenger RNA, 1213 nt
Organism: Hippocampus comes (tiger tail seahorse)
Lineage: Eukaryota; Metazoa; Chordata; Actinopteri; Syngnathiformes; Syngnathidae
Gene: imp4
Product: IMP U3 small nucleolar ribonucleoprotein 4
Exons: 9
Coding region: 37-978 (313 amino acids)
Biological process (GO): rRNA processing
Cellular component (GO): nucleolus; Mpp10 complex; small-subunit processome
Molecular function (GO): rRNA primary transcript binding; snoRNA binding
Source: RefSeq, a predicted model, not a curated record